AUGGCGACUGCCCUCCAGAAGCAGCUCGCGGCGAUUGCUGCGUCGAGCACCCACCAACUCGACCUCAAGGCGCAAAAGUCGGCACAUGGAAAGUCGCUGCUAUUUGAACCCAAGAUUGCAGCUUCGCAGUCUUUCGAAACCGUUUACUUAAUAUGCUAUGAGGGCUUCCGGGAUCUGUGCGCGCUCGAUUCGCGCUUUCUUCAAUUUUCAAAAAGCUUGUUCAGCGAGCAGAGCAAGGUCGAGGACCGGACGCAGAUGACCAAGGAGGAGAACAAGAAGCUGAAUGCCGUCGUGGAGGCUUUUAUCACAUUAGUCGUGAACACGCCCGGGUUCUUCAAUGCGCUACAGGCGCACACAGUCAGGGUGGUCAAGGCUGGCCACCAGGCGCCGCAGAUGAUUUCCUUCUGGUCCACCAUCACCCUGGAAGCAGUUUUUGGCAUACUCGAAAACACUAGCUCUGGAAGGAGAGACAUCCAAUCGCAAAAGACAGAAGAGCUAGUUUUGAGGAUACUCCCAGUUUUGAACAGCUGUAUGCAGGCGAAAUACGGUGCUGAGACUGUGGCCGCAUGCUACAGUAUCGUCACUGUACUGGCAGGAAGAGGCGAGCUGGGCGAGAAGGUGCUGGACGGUCUUAUGGAGGCUGUAGUCCUGGCUCACGAAGCGGACUCGCUGAAUGCCUGUCUUCAAUGUUUGGCUGUCCUCGCAGAGCAGAGGUCGCCCGCACAACUCCCACCCCGCGUCAUCCGCAGACUUCUCAAAGUACCACAGCUCUCACAAAAGCUUGUCCAGAUCUCGAAGCAAUGCCGCGUACACCGCCUUACACUCGGAUGUGCUCUUGGCGCACUCGCCAGUAUCGACCGCUUAGAGGAGCAACGCGACGUGUUCCAAGAACUGAUGGCUUCAGGCUUGCUCACUGAAGCCUACACACGAGCCGCGCUUGCUGCGCUCGUCACCUCAAUACGUGACUCUGCGCCUGGAUCUACUGAACAUGGACAGCUGCUCGACCUCGCAGCCCAACUUGCAGAAACGACUUAUUUCCUUGAUGGAAUGCGCGCCGCCGCAAAGUCUGACAACGUGGACCUGGAAUCUCUAGGACUUACACUUGCCCCGGCCUUGGAAACUGCGCAAAUCGACAACGAUGAGGAUGAGGAUAUGCUCGACGUUGACGAUGUAUCAAGCCAAGCGAUCGCGGCGCCCAAGGUUGAAGUUCCAGACUUUGCAGUGCAGAGCUUCCUGGAAUUGGAUGCAUCUCAGAGCUUCGCAGAGGUGGCCAAUGCUUUUGAGCGUGCGGUAUCAACACAUCAGUCUUCGCCAUUCUUGGCUUCGAAAUCUCUGGGCAAGGAGAACGCUAUGCACAGCAAUUUAUACUUGAGCCUCCUGGCCAGAAUCUGGUGCAGUUCACAAUUGCCUGCCGCACGCAUUGCAGCACUUCGCGCAGCUGCGGCAACACUGAAGUCAGCCGAAGACACUUGCGACUUCCAGAACUUGAUUCCGUAUCUCCUACACGCGUUGGCAGAUCCGUCUGCUCCCGUUCGACGCGCUGCGGCAGCUUGUACUGUCGCACUUUCGGAGGCUUCUGGAUCACAAGCCAACACAUCGACCUGGGGAAGCUCCAAAUUAUACGGUAGCUCUGGAAAGGCCCAGAAACACGUCAGCCAAGUUGUUCAGCUGAAGUCCGAAGACGUGUCUACUCUACUUUCCUCCAUCCUGAUUCCCAUGCUCGAGGAGAGCGUCAUGGACCCAACUUUCGCUAUUCCUGCGAUCCGAGAAGUGUUAGAAGGAUCUAAGGGUAGCAAGUCUCAACCGAAGCAUGGAAUGAACGCGCAGACAAGGACUUACUAUCGGCUCUCGUUCUUUGCCAGCCAUCUCAGUCUGUCUCCCCUGGUACGCAUACGUAUCAUUCUUUUCCCGAUCUUCAACUUUUCCGGUAAAGUUUCAGAUACUGUCCGUAGCAACACCAUCCUACCGCUCAUCCAGGGAUGGUGCACACUUCCUCUGGCAGAGGCAUCAAAGGUGUGUGAUGUAGAGAAGGUGACCUUGGAAGAUGCGUACAGGGGGCAUCUGAAUGCACUCGUUGCCAGAGAAGCCAAGAGCGUGCAGUUGCUGAACGAGCUCAUGAUUGAGAGCUUAGACUCUAGCAAAAGACUGCUCGCUGAGGCCGUUUUUGACAAAGUUGCCGCUGUUUGGCCAGCGACAAAGUCUGAGCAGCGAGUAACGCUAGCACGCACUUUGCUCGACAUGUCAUUCAAAGAGGGCAAGGACGAUGGCGAGAAGCAAUGCCGCGAGCGAGCUAUUGAAAUCCUACGAAACGUCAAGCAUGACUCCGCCACGCUACUGACCUUCUUGGAGAGCGUUCCUGCUGCUGUCCAGAUGCCCGAGGGUCCUCCAACCAAGAAGAGACGACGAACGAGUCGCAAUGAGAUGGCUCGCGUGGAAUUGGCCUCGCAGGACGAUGUACAGCGAUUUGUUGCGAAAGCUGACUUUGGUUUCUUUGAGCUUAUCGAAGGCUCGAAUCCGGGACAACCAUCCCAGCCCUUUUCAAGAGUCUAUUCACUGUCUUCAACGACUUGGCAACCACUCAAGCAACAGUCCGGAUCAGAGCUGGUCUACGUGCAAAGCAUGAUCCUGGGCUCUCUGACGCCUAUUGUCGACACUCUCAAGGUCAGUGAUCUCGUUGUCCACGGUUUCAUGCAUGCUAACACCGUUCAGCAACAAAAGGACACUGCGGACUACCAGUCUUCCGUUCGUGCUGAUCUUCUCAUCGACUGUAUCCGGCACUCUACCAGCCCGCAGGUGCAGAACAGCGCAUUGCUACUGAUUGCCAACCUUGCAUCAUGGGUGCCAGAGCUGAUUCUACAUAACUUGAUGCCUAUCUUCACCUUCAUCGGGUCUACGCUGCUUCGCCAACAGGAUGAUUACUCCGCACAAGUUGUCGACAAGGUAUGGUGCUAUCACUUUACUCAGACCAUUUCUCGUGUGGUACCGCAACUGGCUGCCUCCCUCCGCGCAAAGCACAAGAACUUCCUCACUGGUGUCUCCGAUCUCUUGCUAAGCUUCACCGCCGCUUUUGAGCAUAUCCCAUUGCACCGUCGACUGAAGUUAUUUUCGGAACUUGCACGGACGCUUGGCCCGCAGGACUCGCUCUCGGCAAUCAUUUCCUUGCUCGCGGAUCGCUACCACAACGGCAAGACUCAGCGCAGGUUCUCCACGGAGCUGUUACUCGUCUUCGACCCGAUCCAUACACUCGAUGCCAUCAAGGGCUAUCUCGAUCUCGUUGUCGACGCUGCAGGACCGAAGCGCAAGGUGUCCGACAGUUUGUUUGGACUGAACGACAAGACUGCGGCGCAGGUCGAAACGGCUAUCAAGAACCUGCUUGUUUCUUUGGCUGACCUUGCUACGGAUGACCGACUACGAGCACACGUAACGAGAGCCUUUCGACGAAAGGACGACCCGGCGAGGCCACGAGAAGUGUUUGCUAAUAUCGUCGAGACCACAAUUCAGCUUUCCAAGAAGGUGGCAUCAUCCCCCAAACUGUAUGAAGCCUGCAGUCGGGUGCUCGCGAACUGCCUGGAUCUUCUUCCCACGACCGAUCUGGUCAAGUCGGCUGAGUUGCUACUCGUGAACACAGACCACCAAGUGCAGAUCGCUGCUAUCAAGGCUGUCGAGCUGCGAGCUGGAAAUGCUGUACAGAACGACAAGAAGUCUGUCAUAUCUUUAAUCUCGUUCUUGCCAAGUGUCGAGAAAGUGCUACAACAAUCCCAGCACACGGACGCUAAGAUCAUUUCAGUCGGCUGCAUCGACCGGAUUGUCGAGCGCUUCGGCAAGAAAGACAUGACCGCUGUCGCGUCCAUCGCUCAGACCAUCGCCGGAUCACAAGCCCUUUCCAGUGGUAAUGAUACAAUCCGUGUCCUGUCAUUGCUAUGUCUUACCUCUAUUGUUGAUGUCCUCGAAGACGAGGCUAUCGCUCUACUGCCAACAGUACUGCCUACCGCUUUCGACUAUCUAUCGCAAGCUAUCGAGGGCGAGAAGAACGGUUUACACAAUGCUGUUUACUCGCUACUGUCAAACAUUGUCGAGAGACUAGGUUAUAUGUUCUCAAGAGACUACUUGGAGACGGCUCUCCGGUUAUCGCACCGAUCGGCGGUUGGUGGGCUUGAGGACACUUGCGAUGAGAGCCGCCGUACGUUCUACCAGAAUGUAUCCGAGCAUCUCGGUGCUCAGGAAACUUUCGCUGCGAUCAAGACAACCUGGCCGCAUGCUCUAUCCCAAGGCUUUGAGGCGUCAUCUGAACAUCUGGAACUUCUCCGCUCGACUGUCGACUUGCAGAGCAAGAGCAAGCUCAUAAAAGCCAGCUCGACACUGUCAGAGCAAGCGAUCGAUUCACAAGAAGAGCAAGAAUACGACGAUGAAGAGAUGAACCAGCUGGACAACACUCUGAUGAGUCGCACUUGCCAUGGUUCUGAAGCUCAACGAUGCCCACCUUCCGGCCCAUUCUUCGUACAGCUCGUGGAUCAGGAAGGGCCCAUGAGCGCGAAACCGGAGUAUGCUGUCACAUUCUACAAGUUCCUUGCGGCGUUCUUCGACAAGUUCAAGUCGGAUUGUUCACGAGCUACUCAAGCUACAUCAUCGACCACGCAGCCCAAGAUGCUGGAACAUGUUGCCCAGGAAGACGCAGAUUCGGAGCUGCGAAGUGCAGUCUUGGGCGCGUUACAGAAGUCGUUCCAGCACGAUCAAGAUGCAUUUUGGCAGGCACCCUCGCACUUUGGCACUAUCUUGAAGCCGCUUGUGAAUCUGCUUACCAUUUCUGCUACGGAGGAAGUUACGGAAGUCGUCAUUCCCACCAUCACCGAUCUUGCUGCGUCUUCAUCGUCUUCAAUCGACAAUCAUCGCGAGCUCAACACCAUCUUGCUGCGGUACAUGAGAUCGGACUCUGCAGCGACAAGACUGGCGACGGUCAAGUGCGAGCAAAGCCUCACGACGAGGCUUGGGGAGGAGUGGCUGGGCCUGUUGCCAGAGAUGUUGCCCUUCAUUAGCGAGCUCAGGGAGGAUGACGACGAGAUGGUGGAGAGAGAGACACAGCGAUGGAUUAGUCAGGUGGAGGGAGUACUUGGGGAGAGCUUGGAGGGCAUGUUACAAUAGUUGAUGAUUUUGGGAAGGUGUUUGAUGUGUAAGGGAAAAUGAGAUACCAUUCAGAGUCCAAUGAGUCUGUUGCGUGAAUUUAUGUAGCAGUGACACGC
Parastagonospora nodorum SN15 is the source of this 5237-nucleotide messenger RNA. RefSeq lists its product as hypothetical. Gene Ontology annotation, molecular function: snoRNA binding. Gene Ontology annotation, cellular component: t-UTP complex; small-subunit processome; 90S preribosome. The coding region runs from base 1 to 5139 and encodes 1712 amino acids. The record is from RefSeq and is a predicted model, not a curated record. Lineage: Eukaryota; Fungi; Ascomycota; Dothideomycetes; Pleosporales; Phaeosphaeriaceae. The transcript has 4 exons. Gene Ontology annotation, biological process: positive regulation of transcription by RNA polymerase I; maturation of SSU-rRNA from tricistronic rRNA transcript (SSU-rRNA, 5.8S rRNA, LSU-rRNA).